AUGUAGAAAAUUUAAAAACAAAAUACUGUACAACUUAAUUUAUAGAAUGUUUAACAGUUUAUUCCUUCUCUUUAAAAUGGAUCAUAAGUUGGAAAUUGUUCUCCUAAACCACCAAUCAGUUUAAAAUCAAAUAAAUCACCGAAAGGAGACAUUUCAUUUAGAGUCAUAUCACCUAAAUUGACCAUUAAUCAAAAUAACUCUUAAAGAUCAAUAAGUAAGAGUAGUAGUCCAAUAGAAAAACAAAUUUCUGAACCAGACAAACUAUAAUUUUUAGAAAAUGAAAAUGAUGCGGUAAUUGAGGAUAAUUGUGUAAAUGUUCCAGAAGUUUAAUAAUUAAAUAAAAUUAAGGAAAAACUUACUGAUAUGGGAGGAUAAAUAUCGAAAUUUCAUUUACUUGAUAUUAAUUUACAGGUUCUUAAAAAAUGGUAAUAGGAAUUAUUAGAAGAAACAAAAUCAUUGAUUUUGUUAAAUAAAAAUGUCAUAAAUUUUUCAAAUACUAAAAUGAUGCCACCAAAAUCAAAUUUCGUAAAAAAAGUUUCAAGUGAAGAAUUGUUAGAAAAAUUAUAAACUGAAUAAAAAAAAAGAUUAGAUGCAGAGGAGUAAAGUAGCAAAAUUCUUUAAGAGUAAGAAAAAUAUAUUUCAGUCUUGGUAAUCUUUUGUAAAUAUGUUAGAAUUAAAAACUAUUUCAACUUGAAUAGCAAUACUCAAAUAGAAAACCUAAGUGA
Paramecium sonneborni is the source of this 725-nucleotide messenger RNA. NCBI's taxonomy places the organism in Eukaryota, Ciliophora, Oligohymenophorea, Peniculida, Parameciidae. The record is from the annotation of a GenBank genome assembly.